Molecule: messenger RNA, 517 nt
Organism: Prosopis cineraria
Lineage: Eukaryota; Viridiplantae; Streptophyta; Magnoliopsida; Fabales; Fabaceae
Product: auxin-induced protein X10A-like
Exons: 1
Coding region: 77-355 (92 amino acids)
Biological process (GO): response to auxin
Source: RefSeq, a predicted model, not a curated record
UAUCUUCAAGCAUCUAAAUUUUGAUCUCUCUCUCUCUCUCUCUCUCUCUCUCUCUCUCGUUCUCUGGAACACAAAAAUGGGCUUUCGUUUACCUGGAAUGAGAAAGGCUUCAUUUGCCACCAAAACAGCUUCUUCAAAAUCAAGUGAAAUACCAAAGGGAUAUCUUGUGGUAUAUGUUGGAGAGCAAGUGAAGAGGUUUGUCAUCCCCAUAUCUUACUUGAAUCAACCUUCAUUUCAAGAGCUGUUAAGUCGAGCGGAAGAAGAAUUUGGAUAUGAUCAUCCAAUGGGUGCUCUUACUAUUCCUUGCUCAGAAGAUGCCUUCCUACAUGUCACUUCUUACUUCAAUGGCUGCUAACUUGCUAAGACAAGACUAACUUAGAUUAGUUCUUUACACAGUAAAGGAGGCAAUUUAGAUCCUUUGACCUUGUAAAGAGUAGUUGCAUUUUCUUUUUCUUCCCCCUUGAGAAGUAGCAAAUUGUUUAUUUGAAUGAGACGUUCUAAAUAAUUUUGAAUAUUU